Molecule: messenger RNA, 900 nt
Organism: Synchiropus splendidus (mandarinfish)
Lineage: Eukaryota; Metazoa; Chordata; Actinopteri; Syngnathiformes; Callionymidae
Gene: ift20
Product: intraflagellar transport 20 homolog (Chlamydomonas)
Exons: 5
Coding region: 53-484 (143 amino acids)
Biological process (GO): intraciliary transport; protein localization to cilium; centrosome localization
Cellular component (GO): cilium; intraciliary transport particle B; Golgi apparatus
Source: RefSeq, a predicted model, not a curated record
CGGAAGUUGAUGUCCAAAAUGGCGUCUGUAGAGUGACAGUCCUCCCGGGUCCAUGACUUCCCCUGCCUCAUUGGGCUUUGGAACCAUGGCCGACGACCGGUUAGCGGAAGCAGGCUUUUACUUUGAUGAAGUCAAUAAGCUGCGGGCUUUGGAUCCAGAGGUCAGUCAGAAGACCUCUGAGCUGAAGGAGGAGUGCAAAGAGUUUGUGGACAAAAUCGGACAUUUCCAGAAGAUAGUUGGCGGCCUUAUUGAACUGGUUGAUGAACUUGCCAAAGAGACUGAGACCGAGAAACUGAAGGCCAUCGGAGCUCGAAACCUGCUGAAGUCUGUGGCCAAGCAGAGAGAGUCUCAACAGCAGCAGCUGCGUGCGCUGAUAGCAGAGAAGAAGAUGCAACUAGAGAGAUAUCGGAUCGAGUAUGAAGCCUUGUCCAAAGUGGAGUCAGAACAGAACGAGUUCAUCGACCAGUUCAUUUUACAGAAGUGAUGAAGAAGGUCCUCUGCCACAGUGCCUCCUGAGCUUCUCUCUUCAACACCCCUCUCCUACUUCAUCAGUCGCCUUUGUUUUCACAACAUUCAUUUGACGGAGAGACGACACACACACACAUCAUAGUCGUGUCUCAGACCAACCACAGAGGGACCAUUCGGGUAUUUAUGUACUGAUGACAUUAUUUAUACAAUUUAUAUUCAGUAAUUAUUUGUGUGGUUGUAUUUUGCAUCGCUAAAUUCCUCUGCAUGCUGCAUGUUUGACAUCAGCAAUAGGUAGAUUCUGAUGUAUGAGUUUGAUGAGUUUUGACUUGAUGGACAGGACUUCAUUUGUUCUCUUCAUGUCCAAUAUCCUUGUGUCGUGUGUCCACACAGAAUACACAGGCAAUACUUGAAUAAAUAAUUUAUGUUUCACAG